Molecule: messenger RNA, 657 nt
Organism: Colletotrichum lupini
Lineage: Eukaryota; Fungi; Ascomycota; Sordariomycetes; Glomerellales; Glomerellaceae
Exons: 7
Coding region: 1-657 (218 amino acids)
Source: RefSeq, a predicted model, not a curated record
AUGAUGUCUAUUCUUGUAGCGCUAAUGUCGCUUUGCUGCCUCCGCGGUCCAUCUAUCUCCCUCGCCGGCAUCUUCAUGACUAUAAGUAGACGACACUGGCUCCUCUCCCUACCUACUCAACUCCCUAUGCAUAUACUCUUAAUCACACUUGUAACCUCACUCACGACGCGCUUCCCCACUCUUGCCUCGACCACCUCCCUCGCCACUUUCGUCAUUGCCAACUCGGUGGAUCUCGAAGUCAGAGACAACUGGGCCAAGGUCGUCUCCUUCAGUGACGAUCUUUGCAACUCAGACCAAAGCACCUUCGAGGUGACCGGCAGCGCCAUCCAUUUCACCAACAAGCGAUCCAUCAAAGUUCUUCAGAAGAGUGACUGUACGAUAAAGACGUUCAGCGGGUCAAACUGCGGUGGCAGCCACUUUAAUCUUCCCGAUGGCGACCUUGACUGCCAUUCCGUCUUGCAUGCGUCUGAGACUUCACUGAUACUCUACCGAUCAAGCACUUCGAGUAGCGCCCCCUUGCGGCCGCCUUCGACCUUUGCGGCCGACCUCUAUGGUCAAUCUUUCUGGCUAGCGCUGCGUGUGACUAACUACGAUCCUUCAACCUCUCUCACGACCAUACCAGAGGAAGAGGAUGAAACAGGAGGAACAAAUGGAUAA